UUCUAACCAUCAUCCACCCCCUCCUCCUCCUCCUCCUCCUCCUCUCCUCUCUCCACUUCUAUCUCAGCUCUGCGAAGAAGAAAAACGAGGAAACCAAGGAUUGAUGUGUUGCUCGACUUGAAAUUUUAUAUAUAUUUUUUUGGCGCACAUGAUCCCCCCACGCCUGACAGCCUUGCCAAAAUAAUCAUUGCUUUUGACGAUUUCUGAUGAUUUUUUUUUUUUUUUUAUGUGAUGACAGUAAACGGCUGUGUUUGUGUGUGCGCUCGUUGUGCUCCGUUUGGCCGUGAUAUAUCCGUGUAGGAUCGUUUGGAUGCUGGAGGAAGAGGCUCUGACGCUACGGGAAGCUUCGUCCAUCCCUCCGUGUCCUCCUCAUUCCAGCGACCGGCUGCAUGACCGGUGAUGCUCGGCCUCUCCGUCUGGAUGCGCCCCUCUCUCCGCGGUGUGCCGUCGGUACCGCUGCCUGUAUCCCCCUAUAGCAGAUUUCCACUGUCGCCGGAGAAAGGUCUAGGGACCACAUAUGGAAACUGGGGAUCAGAAUUUUAGGAAAAAGGAAAACUAAGCAGGCUGUCGUUUGAUUUUCAUAACUUAAUAUUUUUUCCUCCUCUUUUUGGCUUGAUUUUUUUUAUUUGGAGAGAGGGGUUGAUCGUCCCUGGUUGGUUUAUUUUCCUUCAUCUCUUAAGGAAUGGCUCUUUUUCAUGGCAGUCAUGGUACCGGCUGAUUAUUUGGCAUUAUUUAUCAUUCUGUCCUUGAUUUUGGGGGAGCGCUUCAUUCUGCUGGUUUGAAUUUGUUCUUUCAUUUCUUUCAGCACAUCCAGUCCUUAUUUUUUUUUUUCCAACAUAUUUUGGGCCCUGCCUGUCUGUCUUGCCUGUCUUGCCUCCCAUCACCUUCUUCCCACAGAAUACAUGUGAUAGCCUGUAUCUUCAGAAAUGCCUGUGAUGAGCCUCCAUAAUUCACUGAUCCACUGGGUUACAUCAAGGUAGUCAGAUCUCAUCCUGAAUUGUGUCAUCAUCUGUUGGAGGUCUCUGCUUUUGCCUUCUUUCUUUCUUUUUUAGGCCAUUUUAAAGAAAUCAGGCCGCCAACUGUGUUAGUCUUAACCACCCUCCCACCCCCACACCCCAGUGUUUCUUCAUCCCUGUUCAGUAUGAAUUAAUUCACACUGCGUGCAUGCGUGUGCUCGUCCGUGUACAGGUGUGUGCGAGUGAAAGUUUGGCUCUGUGAGCGAAUGUGUCUGUGUUUGUGUGUGUGAGCUGGAGAAUGACAGUGUAGGCUGUAUGUGCUGGCCUAUGUGGGGAGAAAAAAAUCAAGCGCUACAUGCACAUCAUUCCAUACAUCACCGUUGAAGCUGUGAGGAUUGUAAUACAUGUAAGUGCAUCAGUCAGCUCAGAAAGCCAAAUUCAGGCCUGAGACGACCACAGAGAAACAGAGCAAAAUCCUCCAUCUUCUCAUUAUCUUGGCCUUUUUCAGAGUUUGACAUUUAGAGGCCUUCCAACUCAACAAAGUAGGCCUAGAUCCCAGACCACGUCUCUUGUGGGAUCUGCUAGAAGCCUGUGUUUUUAGGUCAACAUUUUUUUUUUCCAGAGCAGGGCAACUUACUGCCACUUGAGGACUAGAUUUCAGAAACCUAAGUAGCUGAGGGUUCUGUCAUUCCCACCAAAGUGUGUUUGACCCAUCUGUUGGGCCAAACAACUUCCCAUCCACCCCCAAACCUCCACCCUCGUUUUAAUUUUUCACCUGUUUGCUGUCCCACCCAAAAACCAACCAUACGAUUUCCCCCGAGCUCCCCUAACUCCCCUGCCCCCCCAGCGGCCCCCCGCUACCGUCGUCCGCCCGACACCGCCCACCCCCCGUUUUCCGAGCUGGCGUGGCGACGCAAACUCACAAAUAUUUACUUCCUGUACAUCAAGAGGAAAGGGGGCCCCCCUUUCGUGGAAUGCGGCAACAUGGGCGUGUUUGACCGCGGAGUUCAGAUGCUGCUGACCACGGUAGGGGCCUUCGCCGCCUUCAGCCUUAUGACCAUUGCCGUGGGGACAGACUACUGGCUGUACUCGCGCGGCGUCUGCAAGAUCAAGAGCACCAACGAGAACGAGACCAGCAAGAAGAACGAGGAGGUGAUGACGCAUUCGGGCCUCUGGAGGACCUGCUGCCUGGAAGGUUCCUUUAAAGGCAUGUGCAAGCAGAUAGAUCACUUCCCAGAGGAUGCUGACUAUGAGGCAGAUGCUUCAGAGUAUUUCCUACGCGCUGUACGAGCCUCAAGUAUCUUCCCCAUCCUAAGUGUGAUCCUGCUCUUCAUGGGGGGGCUGUGCAUCGCUGCCAGCGAGUUCUACAAGUCACGCCACAACAUCAUCCUCAGCUCCGGCAUCCUCUUCGUCUCCGCAGGCCUGAGCAACAUCAUAGGAAUUAUUGUGUACAUAUCAGCCAACGCUGGGGACCCUUCCAAGAGUGACUCCAAGAAGAACAGCUACUCCUACGGCUGGUCCUUUUACUUCGGUGCCCUCUCCUUCAUAAUGGCUGAAAUGGUGGGUGUGCUGGCUGUACACAUGUUCAUCGACCGCCAUCGGGAGCUGCGCGUGGGGGCACGAGCCGCUGACUACCUCCAAGGUGCGGCCAUCACGCGCAUCCCCAGCUAUCGCUACCGUUAUCGACGCCGCUCACGCUCUUCAUCCCGCUCUACAGAUCCCUCGCACUCCCGCGAGGCAUCACCAGUGGGCCUGAAGGCCUUCGGGACGCUGCCUUCCACCGAGCUGUCCAUGUACACGCUGCCCAAGGGCCAAACGGGCACCCCGACAGCCACCUAUAACUCCACGGAGAGGGACCACAACUUCCUGCAGGUCCACAACUGCAUCCAGAAGGACCUGAAAGACUCAAGCGGCCACAGCAACACCGCCAAUCGACGUACCACUCCUGUAUGAAACUGAUAGAGGGACCUCAGACACUUCAAAAAAAGAAAAAAUCAGAGGGAAUUUGGGGGGAGGUGGCAAAAGACAGAUCAAGGUGUAAGGUGACGGGAAGCUUAAAUGGAUAGAUGGAGUGAGGGGUAAGCGACAGAAGGGAGGUUCUGAGCGCUCCACAGCACCUCAGAUGAUCGCUGAGUUUCUGUUUAAAAAAAAGGAAACAGAGAAAAAAAUGCAUAAAAAAAGAAACAUGCAUGAUUUUCCCAUCUACCAUUGUUUAACAAGUUUUGAACAUGUUUGUAAAGAUUUGAAGGGGAGGAUGGGGAAAGAGGAGUCGGGAGGGGGGGGUGGCCGGUGGUUGUCUGUCUCGGGGCUGUGGAACCAUGGAGUGCUGGGCUGGGCCAGACUGCCUGUUAAAAGGUGAACUUUAUAUUUUUUACUCUUCCUCAGUCUGAUGAAAAGGGGGCGUAGUUGACCCUCGGCCCCGCCUAUGAUCCCUCCUUGCACUACCAUCCCACAAGCCCCCAAACACGCACACACACCCUUAACCUCCCUUAAUCCCCACUCCUUUCUUUAGUUGCUGUAUCUUCUUGAUUUCAUUCUUUAUUCGCAUUAAUACUGUGAACCAUUGCGGUGUGGGAUUUUAGCAGGGAGCAAUUCAGGCCGCAAAAAAAUAAAAAAACAAAAACAAACAAAAAAAAAACAAAACACAUAAGUUAAUAUAUGUAUUGAUUAUAUAUAAAUAUAUGAAUAUAUAUGUUAAUAAAUCAUGACUAGACUUCCCUGGCGCAAAAAUAUCAACAAGGAAAAAAAAGAAAAAAAAAGAAAACAAAGUAACCUACAAGUGAAACUAAAUCAAGUCGUCAUGGAAUCUAAACCAAGAUGGAGGAUUCAUCGUGACUGGCUCAUUUGACGGGCAAAGGCUUCAGCCUACUUGAUAAACUGAUAUUGGUUAGUAUUAGACACAUCAUCACAUUCUUUUACAACGACAACAACAAAAAAAUAAAUAAAAAAAUCUUUUGGCCUUCCGCCGGAACCCUGGCAGCCAUCAUCGUUGUUCAGGGUCAACUAGAGGUGAAAAGCUGACUUUACUUUUUCUUUUUUCUUUUUUUUUUGCUCCAUAAAGGAGCGGAGUGAAGAGAGAACUCUGGGUAAUGGAGGAUCUCUCUGCAAACUUGAAGAAGACUGUGGACAUUGAAAAGUCACUACUGCCAAAGACACAAAGUAGUGCGUGAGAGAACAUGGCUACCAGCGAGGUGAAGCUAAGUGACUCCAAAAAAUUAAGAAUUUACAUGCAUGCUAAUCAAAAUCAUCCGAUCUGCUUUUAAGGAACCUAUGUUUUGAACAAUUGAACAAUGAUACCAUGUAAGGGCAGUGGGGUGACAAAGUAGAAAUUAAUGUUACAGUACUGUGUCUACUUCAAUUUUACUUUAUUUUACUUCUUUUGUUUUUUUUUGUUUUGUUCUUUUUCUUUUUCUUUUGAGUGGGUAAUUUGGGGUGGGGCUUCAUUACGCUUGAAACAAAAAGAACAAACUUUGGAGAACGUAUCAAGGCUUUUUUUUUUUUUUUAAACAGAAGAAAAUCUUAUCUUGCCUUUUCAUUUCAUUUUAUUUUAACGGUUCCUUUGAACUCUCACACAGCCUUAGUCUCUUUCUUUGUCUCAUUUUUCUUGUUCUUUGGUUUUUGCGUUGUGUUGUUGUAAAUGAGAAUUUUAAAAAAAGCGUAAUGUCUUUCAAGGUGCCAAAACUGAAUGAUUCUGAACUUGGAUGCAUCAAGUCCUGAUGACGAAUAAAAAUUGAACCCCCCCGUAGGGAACAGAA
This is a messenger RNA of Larimichthys crocea (large yellow croaker), 4711 nucleotides long. RefSeq names its product calcium channel, voltage-dependent, gamma subunit 2b (gene cacng2b). Bases 1941 to 2909 code for a protein of 322 amino acids. Gene Ontology annotation, biological process: neurotransmitter receptor transport, postsynaptic endosome to lysosome; postsynaptic neurotransmitter receptor diffusion trapping; transmission of nerve impulse. Gene Ontology annotation, cellular component: voltage-gated calcium channel complex; postsynaptic density membrane; AMPA glutamate receptor complex. The transcript has 4 exons. Gene Ontology annotation, molecular function: voltage-gated calcium channel activity; channel regulator activity. Lineage: Eukaryota; Metazoa; Chordata; Actinopteri; Sciaenidae. The record is from RefSeq and is a predicted model, not a curated record.